Molecule: messenger RNA, 967 nt
Organism: Microplitis demolitor
Lineage: Eukaryota; Metazoa; Arthropoda; Insecta; Hymenoptera; Braconidae
Exons: 4
Coding region: 271-789 (172 amino acids)
Biological process (GO): negative regulation of DNA-templated transcription
Molecular function (GO): DNA binding
Source: RefSeq, a predicted model, not a curated record
CAACCACGUGAAACGUUUCCCGCUCAAAUUUGCUUGCUCGGCAGUUAGCCAGUUAGUUGUGCUGUAGCGGUCGCACGCGUAAGAGUUGUGUUGUGUGUUGAAAUUUCAUUUAUAGUGCUGUAAAUUUGAUUAUUGAGUGUUAUUUUGUAUCCAGCAAGCUAGCUUCGAUAUCUCUACAUUUUGAUUUUAUAAACUUGUAUACAUCUAGGCCGUGGAGUUUGGUUAUCACGAGCGACCUACGACAAGGAUGUCUACACUGCUGGAUCGUCAAUGGCAAUGUUUGUGAAAAAUAUUGCAGUCUCGGUAUUUGGAACUGAUUAUUUAAAAAAACAUAGUGUCAAAGGAAAAGGGUGCAACAAAACUAAAAGUGUACCAAGGCCGGCUAUUGAUUCUACGAAAGCUCUUGCUAUUCGAGACAUUUAUGAAUAUUAUUUGAAAACUGAAAAGACUAUGCAAGGUUCAGAGUUACAAAACGAGCUGGAUAAUUAUGAAGAUUACAUUCGGCAGAAAAUUUCAGAUCUAAUCCGACCAAAAAGAGUGCCUAAAACGGAUGGAACAAAAGAUUCGAAGAUAGAUAAAAGUGGUAAAGGGAAAGAUGAUCCUACGAAAGAUGAUUCUACCGUUUAUAAAAUUCCUGCGUCUGCAAAUACCUCCACUGUACUCACUGGUCCAAUGAGUCACUCCUCAGCUGAUCAACUCUCUGAGCACCCGACAAAAAAACGAAAUAAAAAAAAAAUUGCCGGUCAAGCAUGUGACCUCUUCUUCAAGCAGCUCCUCUGGAUCUGCUGAAGACUCAGAAUCUUCUGAAGAUUCAGGAACUUCAUCUGAUGAAAACGCCUCACCAGAUAGAUCGGUCAUGAAGAUCGCAACAGAAGAAUAAUUUUAUUACAUAUACUUUUCAUACCCUAUUCUUAUUUUUUGCUAAUUAUUCUCAAAUUCCUACACUACAAAAUUAUGUUCAACAGUU